This is a messenger RNA of Cladophialophora yegresii CBS 114405, 423 nucleotides long. RefSeq lists its product as uncharacterized. Bases 1 to 423 code for a protein of 140 amino acids. The transcript has a single exon. The record is from RefSeq and is a predicted model, not a curated record. NCBI's taxonomy places the organism in Eukaryota, Fungi, Ascomycota, Eurotiomycetes, Chaetothyriales, Herpotrichiellaceae.
AUGGCAUUCGGCGGCUUCUUUGGCGGUUCCUCGUCCUCGGGCGACAAAAACAACAACUCUUCGACGGACUCUUCACCCACCAUCACGAAUCCGCUCUCCUCUUCCUUUCCAUCCUCGUCGCCCUCGACAACACAAACUCUCCAACGCAUCCAAUCAGCCAUCACGGAACAAAGCAACGUCAGCAACGCCAAGCAACUCAUCUCCAACGUCAAUACAAACUGCUUUGAGAAAUGCGUGCCUUCUCCGGGCGGGAGUCUCAGCUCCGGCGAGCAGAAAUGUCUCACGGCGUGUAUGGAGAAAUACAUUGAUGCCUGGAACGUCACGAGUAGGACGUAUACAGCACGGUUGCAGAAGGAGAGUGCAGCGUUUGCUGGUCUGGGAGGGGCAGGCGCGCAGGCAGGAGGUGGGAAGGAGCUCUUUUGA